AUGAUUCGGCAAGGUAGUAUAGAUGAUAUUAAUGCUCAACAAUUUCUUAAGAUCUCUAACUAUGAAGAUACAGUUCGUCAGCUUGAUAUUUACUAUGCAAUAGUUAAAAGACAGCUGCUAAGGUUCCAAAGUCCAAUUACUGGUUUAUUUCCAGUUUUAUCUUCUGACCUUCAAGUUGGUAGUGUAAGAGAUAGUGUAUACUGUGCAGCAGCAGUUUGGGGUUUGUAUCAGGCAUACAGGCGCAUUGAUGAUGAUCGUGGCAAGUCUCAUGAGUUGGGCCAAAGCACAGUGAAAUGUAUGCGCGGUAUCUUGGAAUGCUGGAUAAAACAGUCUGCUCGUGUAGAAGCAUUCAAAACUCGACAAAGUGCUGCUCAUGCUCUUCAUGUUAAGUUUCAUCUCACAACUGGAGAACCAGUGCUUUCAGAUGAGGAAUACCAUCAUUUGCAAAUAGAUGUUGUUUCACUUUAUCUUUUAUUUCUGGUGCAAAUGAUUACAGCUGGAUUGCAAAUUAUAUACACACAGGAUGAAGUGGCAUUUGUACAAAAUUUAGUAUAUUAUGUGGAAAGAGCUUAUAGAACACCUGAUUAUGGUAUGUGGGAAAGAGGAUCAAAAUAUAAUGAUGGAAAACCUGAAAUUCAUGCCUCCUCCAUAGGUAUGGCGAAAGCUGCUCUAGAAGCAAUAAACGGUUGCAACUUGUUUGGCGACAAAGGUGCAUCAUGGAGUGUUGUCUAUGUAGAUAUUGAUGCGCACAAUCGUAACAGAAGCAUUUUCGAGACAAUGUUACCAAGGGAAUCUAGUUCAAAGGGAGUUGAUGCAGCUUUGUUGCCAACAAUAUCGUUCCCCGCGUUCGCCACGCAUGAAGAUCUUUUAGUGCAGUUGACGAAAAACAAUAUACUCACACGUCUACAAGGAAAAUACGGCUUCAAAAGAUUCAGUCGUGACGGCUACAAAUGUGCCCUCGAAGAUCCCAAUCGUCGCUAUUACCACGAGGGCGAGCUGAAAGAAUUCGAAGGCAUAGAGACUGAGUGGCCGCUUUUUUACGUUAUGAUGAUUAUUGACGGAGUAUUCCGAACAUUGCCGGAACAAGUGGAGGAGUACCAAAAGCUGCUAAAGUCUCGAAUAUACAUGGACGAGCAUGGAGAUCCAGUAAUACCUUGGUAUUAUUAUGUUCCACGAGAGGGCGUGGAGAAUGAACGCAAUGAGCCUUAUUCCGUCAGGAGAUUGCCUGCUAACCAACCAGGCGAUAGUGAGAAUAAAGACACUGGCGGCCUGUUCCUGUGGGCGCAGUCUCUAUUCGUUUUGGCGCAACUGCUGACGGGUGGGCUCCUGCACGUCAACGAGCUGGACCCGGUUCGUCGCUACCUGCCGUCUUACAACCGGCCGCGGAGGGCGGGCCGCUAUUCCGCUUUCCAGGGUACGGCGACAGAUUUAGUGGUGCAAGUGGUGCUCAUUGCUGAAUCGAUGCGAUUGCAAGCUAUGAUGGGCACUUAUGGUAUACAGACACAAACGCCUCAUGAGGUUGAACCUGUUCAGGUCUGCAGCUCCACGCAAUUGGUGCACGUCUAUAGAGAAUUGGGUGUUUGUCCAAAACUGAAACUGACGGGACGUCCUAUACGACCUGUGGGAUCGUUAGGAACGAGUAAGAUUUACAGAGUUUGCGGUAUGACGGUUCUGUGUUAUCCGCUCAUAUUCGAAGUUUCCGAGUUCUAUCUUUACAGGGACAUGGCCCUAUUGAUAGACGAUAUAAAGACCGAAUUACAGUUCGUCGGAAAGUACUGGCGGCUGUCGGGUCGGCCAACGGUCUGCCUGCUGGUUCGCGAGGAGCACAUGCGCGACCCGCACUUCAAACAGAUGCUUGACCUUCUCGCGAUGCUCAAGAAGGGCCACUGCGACGGCGUCAAAGUGAGACUCGGCCGCCUGCAGAAUCUGAUCUCCAGCUCCUGUAUCGAGCACCUGGACUUCAUGAGCCAGGGCGAGUUCCCGUCGGAGAUGUUCACCCAGUUCAGGCAGCUGGAGCACGAGUACAUCGGCUACCAGUCGCUGACGGACGUGCCCCGGACGCUCACGUACCGGGAGCCGGCGCUCAGCUGCGAGGAGCACCGCCACCGGCCCACCCACGAGGUGGUCGCCGCGCUCAGGGCCACCGACAACAUCUUCGCCCAGUGCCAGCUCUGGGGCAUACUGCUCGAGAGGGAAGGGCCCAUGUACGAGGUGAACGGCAGAACCGCUCUGGAAUCGCUGAAAGAGUUUGUACCACAGCGCGGCCCCUUCAUUACGACCGUACUCGUCAACGGAAAGCAGUUGACCGUCGGUGUUAUUGGCCGGAAGGAGACCGUAUUCGACAAGCCGAUGACCCCGGGCGAAAUUCAAUCUGUUAUGUAUUCCACAAUUCAGCCGUACGACGUCAUCGGUGCUGUAUUGCAACAGGAGAUAGUGCUGUACUGUGGCCGGUUGAUCGGCACGAACCCGGACAUGUUCCGCGGCAUCCUGAAGAUCCGCGUGGGCUGGGUGUUGGAGGCCAUCCGCACCUACCUCGCGCUCUUCCCCAACGAGAAGCGGCCCGACGCACCGCUGGAGAGCCUCUCGCCCUACCGGCUGCGGACGCUGCUGCAGCGGGUGCUCACCGUGUCCGACUGGGCGGAGGAGCGCGGAUUAACGCCUCUGCAACGCCGCCAACUGGAGGGAUGCCUAUGUCGUGUUCCGAAACAUUUCUACAUACAGGUUUGGGACAUCCUCUUGCGCACACCCAAAGGAAUCAUUGUUCAGGGCCACGCGAUCCCCGCCCAGCCGACGCUGGUGAACAUGUCGCGCUCGGAGCUCUCGUUCGCGCUGCUGGUGGAGGAGGCGCUGGUGCGCAUCGAGUCCGCCGCCCGCCGCCAGCUCUGCGUCGAGCUGCUCUGCGUGCUCGCGACCAUUCUGCGCCGCAACCCCGAGCUCUACCUGCAGCAGCCGCUCGACCUCGACAAGCUGCUGGACGACGCGCACUACACCUACGCCAAGGACAGCGGCCUGCCCGAGUCGGAGUGCACGUCUGCGCUGAGCGGUGCGGCGCCCGCCGUGACCUUGGGCUACUUGGCCCGCGCCGUGGUCAACAGCGUGCUGCAGGCCGCCGCCGCGCCGCACGUGCAGCCCGCACACGACUCCUGCCUGGUCGCU
This is a messenger RNA of Iphiclides podalirius (scarce swallowtail), 3156 nucleotides long. Lineage: Eukaryota; Metazoa; Arthropoda; Insecta; Lepidoptera; Papilionidae. The record is from the annotation of a GenBank genome assembly.